AUGCCCCUUGGCAUACUUACUUGUAUUGUCUGUACUCAGCACACAGGCACACAAGCACACGACCACGACCACGACGGCUUGUAUCACGACCACUUCGCCAAUAAUUCAAUAGCCUCACACAAGAAAGCCGUCCCCACUUCCAAUAAAAAUCCCCCAAGAACCAAAGUUCGAACAAAAGAACAUGCCGUGCACGCCGAGGGGUUGGAUCGUCGCCUCUUUGCUCCUCCCAGAGCCCCAGUUGCAAGUAAUGUAGGGGGCCGUGUCGGCGAUCCUCAAAGAGCGAGUAGCAUCAUAACAGUGGGCCGUCGACCUCUCAGGUCCCUCAGCGUACAAAGUUACAGUCCAUACAAUACCUUGGGCGACGAUCAUUGUCAGGGGAGCACGCGCACACACGCACUAAACGGAUCACCACGCCUCAAAUCUCAAGGCUGCUGCCGGCCGGUAACAGCAGACCCAUUGGGAAGGACGGGCAGAUCUCUCUCCUCCAGAGGGAAAGUGAAAUGUGGGAUAAAUUCCCCGGAGUCACCACAGCUGAACAUCAUCAUCUUGAUCAAGUGUGUGAAUACUUCCAAGUGUGUAAGUUACGUAUCAUCACAAUCUCAAUAUGGCAUUGUCCUCAUGGUUGCCGCCCACCAUGCUAUAUGGGGUCGGUCGGCGGGCGCGCCAAACAAAACCACUCUCGCUCGCUCGGUGGAAUUCUAAAGAAUAAGAGAAAAGAAAUUACGCCGUGGUUCCUCCCAAGCAAUCCUGUGCUUUUCUCCUACUAACUACAUGUACUAUUGUAAUUCGUAACCACCCAUAAACGAAAUGAACGCGCAAAACGACCAAUAGAUAAUAAAACGGCAAAUCCACCACGAG
This is a messenger RNA of Aaosphaeria arxii CBS 175.79, 858 nucleotides long. RefSeq lists its product as uncharacterized. NCBI's taxonomy places the organism in Eukaryota, Fungi, Ascomycota, Dothideomycetes, Pleosporales. Bases 1 to 702 code for a protein of 233 amino acids. The record is from RefSeq and is a predicted model, not a curated record. The transcript is spliced from 5 exons.